Messenger RNA from Eublepharis macularius, 3849 nucleotides. RefSeq names its product basic helix-loop-helix family member e40 (gene BHLHE40). The coding region runs from base 398 to 1639 and encodes 413 amino acids. The record is from RefSeq and is a predicted model, not a curated record. Gene Ontology annotation, molecular function: DNA-binding transcription factor activity, RNA polymerase II-specific; RNA polymerase II cis-regulatory region sequence-specific DNA binding; protein dimerization activity. NCBI's taxonomy places the organism in Eukaryota, Metazoa, Chordata, Lepidosauria, Squamata, Eublepharidae. Gene Ontology annotation, cellular component: nucleus. The transcript is spliced from 5 exons. Gene Ontology annotation, biological process: anterior/posterior pattern specification; regulation of transcription by RNA polymerase II; regulation of neurogenesis.
GCCUGGAGUCACAGGGUAGAACACGUAGCUCCAGUCCACCCACUCGCUCACAUUUAACCCAGCCUGCAGCCUUCCAAUUACUUCUCAACCCGCCCGCUCCGGCUCGCCCCAUUACAGCCGCGAAGCGCUGCAAAGUGGAGGGACAUGAGCGAUAGCAGCGGCAGCAGGACGAGCGGUGGCCGCUAAGUCUCUCUCGGCCCUCGGGAGACGGGCGCGCUGCCCUGCGACUCUUCUCGGCGGGGGACGCUCCUAGUGCCCGGUAGCUGGCAGCGGGACUCCUGCUUCUCGCCGGCUUCGUCGCUGUCCACGCUGAGAGGAAGGGCUGUAGCGGCCAUCCAGCCUUAACCCCAGGAGAGAGCUUGAGUUAAAAAAAGGAAGGCUGAAGAGCGCAGAUUAAAUGGAAAGGAUCACCAGUGCCCAGCCUCCUCCACCUUGCCUGGGCAAACUGCCUGUCCUGGAGAGCAGCGACAUGCCGGGGUUGGAUUUUGCUCACAUGUAUCAAGUUUAUAAGCCCAGGAGAGGGUUAAAGAGAGGCGAUGACAGUAAGGAGACCUAUAAGUUGCCCCACAGACUGAUAGAAAAGAAAAGACGUGAUAGGAUUAAUGAGUGCAUUGCCCAGUUGAAAGAUCUUUUACCAGAACAUCUCAAACUUACAACACUAGGUCACUUGGAAAAGGCAGUUGUUCUUGAACUUACCUUGAAGCAUGUGAAAGCUCUCACCAGCCUCAUUGAGCAGCAACAGCAACAGAUUAUUGCUCUGCAGAAAGGUUUACAUGCUGAUGAGCUGCCACCAAGGAGCCUUGAGUCUAGCCAGGAGAUGUUUCGGUCUGGUUUCCAGAUGUGUGCCAAAGAAGUGCUGCAAUACGUGGCGAAACACGAGACUAGCAAGGAUCUGAAAUCUUCCCAGCUCAUCAGCCACCUACAAAGAGUGGCCUCAGAUAUUCUUCAGAGUGGAGCCAGCAGAAAAUCUGGAGAUGCUGUUCCUAAACUGAUGGACUUUAAAGAAAAUUCUGGCUCUUUGACCAAAGCAGCUGAGGCGCAUGGGAGAAACUGUGUGCCGGUGAUUCAAAGGACUUUUGCCCAUUCCAGUGGGGAACAGAGUGGCAGCGACACAGAUACAGACAGUGGAUAUGGGGGAGAACUGGAAAAAAGUGACUCUAAAUCUGACACACAGUAUUUUAAGAAGGACUCUGAGCUCAAAUAUUCUGUCCAAGAAAGACUCAGUUCUAUCAAACAGGAAAAUGAGGACCCCCCUGCCAAAAGGACCAGGAUGGAAACAUCAGAGGAUGAAGGCCAUUUUAGUAGCGACAUGCUCGGCUCCUCAAGCAGUUUCUUGGGCCCUCACCCUCAUCAGCCUCCUCUAUGCCUGCCUUUCUAUUUGAUCCCACCCUCUGCAACAGCCUACCUGCCUAUGUUGGAGAAGUGUUGGUAUCCGGCAUCUGUGCCAGUCUUAUAUCCAGGCCUCCCAGCAUCCACUGCAGCUCUUUCGGGGUUAAUAAACCCCGAUAAAAUCUCUCCUCCUUUACUGAUGUCUCAGCAACUCCCUUCUCCAGUACCAUCUCAUUCUCCCAUGGACUCUACUGCUCUGCUUCACGCCUUGCGGCAAAUGUCUCCUUUGAAUUUGGAAACCAAAGAGUAGAUAUUGGGGUCAGGAAGGGGGGGUAACUUUUUGCUGGGAUUUUUGUUGUUGUUCAGUUUGAGAUUAUUUCAGGGUUUUUUUCUAAGUUGGCUGAAUGGAUACAGAGGAGUUGGGAGAUCUUUGAUCAUGUCCAUGCAGGGAAACUAAAUUCUCCCUUUGUUUGAUUGCCCAGGAAAUUUAGGAAAAACCUCAGAGAUAUCCUCAAAUUAGUAUACAGGGGGAAAUUUUGUAAUUAAAUGUUUUGAAAUGCUUUUUACUUUUUUGCCAUCUACAGAUCAACGCCUGACUUUAGCUAGCUGAGAUUAACUUUCAAAGCUGUGAAGGAAAAGUAAAACAGUCAGAUUUAGGGUCUGUGAAUUUUAAAAAGCAUGGUACUACUUGUGAGGACCUUUGGCCUGUAGACAAGAGCUGGUUUCUCCAUUCCCCUCCUAACAAUAUUGAUGAUCUUUAACUUAACAUAACACAUGCAUAUAUACAUACACGUACAUAUAUGGCGAUUGAAGCAUUGGAAGUAAUUCUGCUAGUAGCAGUCAAUGGCUGAUAGAGCACAGUAAGUAAUUCAGGGAGAUUUUGAGACUGGCUUCUCACCACAUUUCUGCUGAAAAAUACAUAUAUACACAUGCGCGCUGCCUGGAAGUUUUUAUAGAGUACAAAAUGAAUGAAUGAACGAAUAUAUUAAAUUUAAAGUGCGGUUCAGUUUCACUUGAGUUGUUAGGUAGGCUAUAUAAUGGUAUUAGACAUAUUUUUAUAUGGGAAUGCCUGCCACCAACUGCUCACUCUAUGGAUUCAAUUGUUUGCAAAAAUAUUAGUAUAAUUACGUUACCAGACAUCAACUCUGAAUUUGUCCCCUGUAUUACAGUAUUUGAAGAAAGCCAACUCUGGCUGUUACAUUAGGCAGUUGUGUGUUUAAUUGGGCAGGUAACCUUCUCCAAAAUACCAGUCCAAACUACUCUGUAAAUGAAGCCCAUAAGAAACAUUACCAUUGCCAGGAUUAAGGGCUUACCCAAAUCUCACAUAGUUGGUGCCAGCACCUUGGUAAAGCCAGGCAGCUGCCUGGGGCUCAUGAAUGUUUGAAAGGCCCACCCAGCCUCUCCUGAGCAAUCUGUAAUCCACCUUCCCUGCUUCUUGCUUGGUGCUCAGAAGGCAAGGGGUGAGAGGAGAACAAAUAGUCAAAAUAGCACCCCAAACCUCAUCCGUGGUUUGGAAUAAAGCACUUUAAAACAAAGUCAAAUCGAGGGACUUUGUAAGUAGGAAGGUGGAGGGAUUCUGCUGUGGAAGUUGCUGCUGGAAGCGUCUUCCCCGCAAGUAGAUUAAGAAUCAUGGAAGUGAAUACGCAGCACAUUCUUGGUAAAACAAAUGCUGGUUUCUUGUCCAGAUGGCAGUGUCAGAGCUGGCCUUGGGCUCUCAUAUGAGCAGCCAGAUGAAGUGUUUUGUUGUUUCAUUUCCAUGCAGACAUGUGCUGCCACCACCCACAGCUGAUCCACACAUCGGUAGAGACCAGUACGUGCUAUGCAGUUGUCACAGCUAGACUGCCCUAUUCACUGUGGGAAUGUCAUGGUGGAAGAGGUGCCCACCUUUCCCUGGGACAUUUCCUGAGCUCAUGGUUGUGGAGGACAGUACCAGAUGCCAUCCUCUGGAUGAGUCCAAACCUCUCUUCAAAGACUGCAUAUAUUCUGUGUUGAUGAAUACUCAAAUCGGAUUUGGCUGUUCAGAAUAGUAAUAAUCAGCAUGAAAUGGUGGUGUCAUCUUGGUAGUUCUGAGAAAUUCAUAGAGUGGUUGUCCAAUGAACUCUCCUUACACUAUUGCACCAAUUGCUAGAAUGCACUAUGCUUGAUUGCAGAUCGUGUCUGAGCAUUUAUUUUAUUGUUCAUUUAAAAAAUUCUUUUUGUACACAGUUGUUGCCUUUAUUUGUAAAAUCUGUUAUAAAUAUAAAUGUGUACAUAGAAAUAUAUAUUAUAUGGAUAUGUAAAAUAAAAUGUUUCAGAAGUCUAUUAUUUGUAAAACUACUUCAGUACAAAGAAGGUGGGAAAUAUGAAUGUAUUUCUGUUUUUUUUCCUUUCUAAAGAGAUUUUUGUUUUUCUCUAGGGAGAGGUAGAGUGUUUAUAUUUUUGGAACCUUCCUGAAGGUGGGGAUAUUGUAAAUAUUUUUAUCAGAGUAAAUGUUAAGUAGUUGUUUUAAAAAAUACUUAAUAAAAUUCUUUUCCUGUGGAA